GGAUCUCCCACAGCCUCUGCUCACAGCGACCAUGAAGGGCUCCGCCGCCGCCCUCACCGUCAUCCUCGCCACGGCUGCCCUCUGCGCUCCUGCGUCUGCCUCCCCAUAUGCCUCGGACACCACACCCUGCUGCUUUGCCUACCUUGCCCGCCCGCUGCCCCGCGCCCACCUCCGGGAAUAUUUCUACACCAGCAGCAAGUGCUCCAUGGCAGCAGUCGUCUUUAUCACCAGAAAGAAUCGCCAGGUGUGCGCCAACCCAGAGAAGAAAUGGGUGCGGGAGUACAUCAACGCUUUAGAGUUGAGCUAGGAUAAAGGACGCCUUGAACCUGAACUUGUGCAAACUUUGCUUCUUGCUCUUGUCCUAACCAGCUUGGGAGGUUUCCCCCCAGUGCCCUCCUCCCACCCGCUCCUUGGAAGGCACAGAUUCCACCACCCGCAGCAGCUGCUGUAAAAGCCUCCCAGGGCUCCUGGGGCUCUGCCUUGUGCACAGGAGGUCUCUAUGCUCCGAGCUUCAGAGCCCUCGUCCAGCCACCGCUCUGCAGCCAGGAAGGAUGUCAGCACCU
Messenger RNA from Mesoplodon densirostris (Blainville's beaked whale), 563 nucleotides. It is a transcript of the gene CCL5, whose product is annotated as C-C motif chemokine ligand 5. The record is from RefSeq and is a predicted model, not a curated record. Lineage: Eukaryota; Metazoa; Chordata; Mammalia; Artiodactyla; Ziphiidae. Bases 32 to 307 code for a protein of 91 amino acids. Gene Ontology annotation, molecular function: CCR chemokine receptor binding; chemokine activity. The transcript is spliced from 3 exons. Gene Ontology annotation, biological process: positive regulation of T cell chemotaxis; positive regulation of GTPase activity; monocyte chemotaxis. Gene Ontology annotation, cellular component: extracellular region.